GAAGUCGUGCAGCCGGAAGCAGCGUGUGAGACAGAAGAAGGAGACACGUGGUGUUCACAUCCAGCAUGAAGGUAAAGAAGGAGAAGCGGGUGGAGGAGGAAGAGGAGGCGGUGGCGGCGGCUGCAGAGGCUCCAGAGCGGACGUAUGAGGAGCUGCUCGAGAACCUGAACCCUAUCGCUAAGCCGCUGGCGGGGAGGAAGCUGACCAAGAGGCUGUACAAGUGCAUCAAGAAAGCUGUCAAACAUAAGAAUAUCCGGAGAGGAGUGAAGGAGGUUCAAAAGUUCAUCAAUAAAGGAGAGAAGGGCAUUGUCGUACUUGCUGGUGACACCCUUCCUAUUGAAGUGUAUUGCCACGUUCCUAUCAUGUGUGAAGAGCGCAGCAUACCAUAUGCAUAUGUCCCUUCUAAAUCUGACUUAGGUGCUGCUGCUGGCUCCAAGCGCCCAACCUGUGUAAUAUUAAUAAAAUCUAAAGAAGACUAUGAAGACGCUUAUAAUGACUGUGUAGAGGAGGUAGAGGCAUUGCCUUUACCCUACUGAGGAUGCUUGAAUUGCAUACCAUGAAACCACAGAGUUAAUCUUUUGGAGGAGAGAAGACCGUGAUCUAGACCAUAGAUUGAUUUUCAAUAUCCCUGUGUCCUUUUAAAGAUCAUAUUUUACUGCAAUUUUGGUCAUCGUCUCAGAGGCUUCACCAUCAAAUGGACUUGUGUCUGAAGGAACA
Messenger RNA from Bufo bufo (common toad), 717 nucleotides. RefSeq names its product NHP2 ribonucleoprotein (gene NHP2). Gene Ontology annotation, molecular function: box H/ACA snoRNA binding. Lineage: Eukaryota; Metazoa; Chordata; Amphibia; Anura; Bufonidae. Gene Ontology annotation, biological process: rRNA pseudouridine synthesis; ribosome biogenesis; snRNA pseudouridine synthesis. Gene Ontology annotation, cellular component: nucleolus; box H/ACA snoRNP complex. The coding region runs from base 66 to 536 and encodes 156 amino acids. The record is from RefSeq and is a predicted model, not a curated record. The transcript has 4 exons.